GCGCGAAAGAGAGCGAGUGAGGGAGCGCCUACGCGGGAAGGAAGGAAGGCGGGAGAAACGCUCCAAGUACUGAGAGCCCGCGCCGUGCGACGCUGAGGGGAAAUCGCCUGAGGUAAACGGCGCGCGGGGCUGUACAUACGGGCAGAUGGAGUUCUUCGAGCCGGUUGGCAACGGUGCGCUCUCCUCGGCUCAGCAGCAUAGCCCUCGAGGCUCUCGUAGGACGCGCUCUUCUUUUGAAACUGCAUCUAUCUGUGGGGGGUGGGGAGCGUAUUCUUCGGAAACUCCCUAAGAGCCCACCCAUCUUCCCCCACUUUCAGUACUUCUGCCUUGCGAUUUCUUCCCCCCCUUUUUUUCCCGCGCUCCGAACGCGGCGGCGGGUCUCGUUACGCGAGUAGCGUAGCGGGCGUAGUCUCCGUAGGAAUCUCUGCGCGGGUUCCAGAACUACUGUAUUUCAAAGUCGCUUGACUUAGUGAUGUUCCGUCGGGUGCGUUCUCUUUUUGUAGCUUCUCUUUCCUGCGGACGUGUCUCUCCAGGUAAGAAGGUUGCGUGCCCGAGCGAGUGGCUUAACCACUAUUGUGGCAGAAUCUCAGCCUUUUUUUCCUAGGCGUUGUUUAUCCAGAAGCAAAGUCCCGCUGAAUACAGUGGGGAUGACUGUAGUAAAUGUGCAUUGGCUGGUAGUUCCAUAGUUUCUCAAACUUGGGGCACAGAUAUUUAACUUUGCUCGCUCUACAGAGAACGGUGAAAUCCUAGAAAGGUUAUUGGUUUUGCAUAGCAUGACUAAUUCAAAUAACUCAAGUAGAAUACUCGAAUAAAAGUGUGUGAAUCUUGAAGUCUCAAGCCUAACUUUCUGCACGCUCCCCCCCUUUUCUGAAAAUACUUAUGACCAACAAUCCCCAAAUACCCCCUGCUAAGAAACAUUCCAUUUACAUAUACAGUUGUACCUCGGGUUACAUACGCUUCAGGUUACAGACUCCGCUAACCCAGAAAUAGUACCUCAGGUUAAGAACUUUGCUUCAGGAUGAGAACAGAAAUCGAGCAGCAGCAGCGCAGCCGCAGCUGGAGGCCCCAUUAGCUAAAGUGGUGCUUCAGGUUAAGAACGGACCUCCGGAACGAAUUAAGUUCUUAACCCAAGGUACCACUGUACAUUGUAAAUGAUACAGUUAGGCAUUAAGCUGUGUGUCCUGGAAGAUCUUCUCUCUGAUAUUUUAAUGUAGGUUGUAAACUCCUUUGAGAUUUUUUCCCUUAAAAAUAUAAAGUGUUACAGAAAUGAAAUUAAUAGUAAUAACAAGCAGAUUUGUAUAGUACCGUAGUUUGGAGUUGAUGAUUUAAGUGCAUCUACUCUGCAUCUUAACAGAUUGUGCCAGAAUAUAUGUUGUACAUAUUUUUUCUUUUUUCUUUUUAACAGAUGGAAAGUGACAUCCAAAAACGGAGGAUCCAACUAACUGGAUUUAAGAACCAAGAAAAGAAGGCCCUAAUCAAACUGCUUCAGACACUAAAAUGUGUUUUUUUAAACACUACGGUAAAUUAUGAUAAUUGAUAAGCCUAAAUAUUUUGUGGGUUUUUAUCACCUAGAUUACAGUGGACGCUCAGGUUGCGAACGUGAUCCGUGCGGGAGGCACGUUCGCAACCCGCAGCGCUGUGUCUGUGCACACACAGGUUGCGAUUCGGCGCUUAAGCGCAAAGCACGAUUUAGCUCUUCUGCGCAUGCACGAGCGCCGAAACCCGAACGUAACCCCUUCUGGUACUUCCAGGUUCAGCGUGGUGUGCAACCCGAAAAUGCACAACCUGAAGCGUCUGUAACCUGAGGUAUGACUGUACUUUACAACAUAAGGUAUUCAUAGUGGUAAAACUGAGUGCAUGCUACACUCUGGUAAAAGAGCAAAUUCUACUUCUUACCUUAUUAUUUUUGAAAAUGUGUAUGCAAUUUUUAGUUUAUGGUUGUGUGUUCUUUUUGUUGUUAGGAAUACAGAGAUUGCACUCACCUUAUAGCAAAGAGGCCUUGCAAGAGUGAAAAGUUCUUAGCAGCAUGCGCAGCAGGUAUGUAUAGUGUGCUGUUCCUUUGCAGACGGUUUGGAAACUUCAGCUGGUGCAGAAUUUGGCAGCCAAGUUGCUCAAUAGGGCAAGAUAAAUUGAGCAUAUUACACUGAUCCUGGCCUGACUGCAUGGGUUACCAGUUAGUUUCCGAGCCCAAUUCAAAGUACUGGUUUUUACCUAUGAAGCCUCAAAUGGCUCAGGACCACAAUACGGUAAGGACUGUCACUUCCCUUAUGAGCUGAUCCUGUGAUCAUAAUCUGAAGCCCUUCUUUGUGUGACUCAUCCAUUAAAGGUCUGGAGGAUGGCAACAUGAGAAUGGGCCUUUUCUGUGGUGGCUCCCUGUUUGUGGAAUGCUCUCCCCAGGGAGGCUUGCCUGGCACCUUCAUUACAUAUCUUUGGGUGACAAGUAAAAGCAUUUCUCUAUAACCAGGUCUUUGACUGAUUAACAUUCUUUGGCCUUUUAAGUGUGUUUAUUAUGCUAGAUUAGUGUUGGCCAUUGUUGACUUUAAUAACAUUUUAAAAUAAUAGUGUGUUAAAAUGGUUAGGGUAUUUUUAAUGGUUUUAAAUUACAUUUAAUUGGUAACAUCUUGAUAUAUAGCCUAUAGAGUGCUUUUGGAAGAAUAUUUUCUUGUAAACUGUAUACAAGUUUGUUAAAUAAUAAUACCUAUACUCAGAUUAAACAUUUUAAAAUUGUAACCAUUAACUACUGAAGAUGCACUGAGUAUAAACAAUCAAUUUAUCAAAUUACUUACUUUAAAAACUUUAAUGCAUAAGAUUUUAAAAAGGCCAUUCUAAUCUGUUACAUAUUUUCUUGGCAUCCACAUAUAUACUCUUGGGGUAUGAUUGUUGGGGGCUGUUGUUGCUGUUGGUUUUUUGUAUCUGUGUUAUAGAUCUUGUUGCGAUUUAUGUAGAAUUUUUUUCAGUUUAGUUGUGUAUUUUUUAUGGUUUAUUUAUGGUUUAUGACUACUUUUGUUAUGUUGUACAGGUACUUAGCAUUUUUUUAUGUUGUAAGCUGCCUUGAUCAUGGUUUGAACUGUAGAUCGGUGGCGAACAAAUAAAAUUAUGCAUAUGUGUGUACAUAACUAGAGUUGGUUGUGUUUUAUAUCUCUGUGACCUUAAAAAUCAUGCAGAUACUUAAUUCUUAGUGAGCACUUUGGGUAUUGUACCUAUUUAACAAGGUUUUCAUUUCUUACAUAUCACCAUAAAUUUCCCAACAAUAACUUCUCUUUAGCUUUCAUAGUUGUGGUAAUUCUCAUUGAUCGUUUAACACAUUUUUUUGCUAAUGGCAAAGAUUUUGACGAAUUUGAAAAUACCUUGUAAUUGUUGGCAUCCAUCUGUCCUGAGAGAUAAUGGAGUAUCUGCUGUAACUAGGAACUUGUAACUGCUGCCUCCUGCAUUUGUUUUUGCUGCGUUAUCAGCACUGAAGUGACCUUUCCGGGGUGCAAGCCUUGGCAGUGUGUAUGGAGGUCCUGGGCUGUCUAAGAGCUGCCCCACUCAACCUCACUGAUGUGGUCCAAAGGAAAGCAGGGCAAUACAUUUGGCACCAGCUUAGCUGCAGGAAUUAUAGGAAGGAGGCAUAGAAGACUCCAUCUAAUCAUCUUAGGGACUCUACUCCAGAUUUGUGUAGGGUUUACUCCUUAGCCUUUUUUCCUCCCACAUAUGUCCCGCAAGGCAGAGGGUAGACCAUGCAGGGAAUUGCAUUCCCAAACAUCUAAGAGGGCAUCAGGCUGGGUUAGGCUAUUCUGAUUUGGGAUGCAGGUGGCGCUGUGGUCUAAACCACUGAGCCUUUUGGGCUUGCUGAUUGGAAGGUCAGCAGUUUGAAUCCGUACAACGGGUGAGCUCCUGUUGCUCUGUCCCAGCUUCUGCCAACCUAACAGUUUGAAAGCAUACCAGUGCAAGUAGAUAAAUAGGUGGUGGGAAGGUACACGGCGUUUCCGUGCACUCUGGCUUCCGUCAUGGUGUUCUGUUGCGCCAGAAGCGGUUUAGUCAUGCUGGCCACAUGACCCAGAAAGCUGUCUGUGGACAAAUGCCGGCUCCCUCGGCCUGAAAAGUCCAUUUGCCUUUUACUGGACUUAACCGUCCAGGGGUCCUUUACCUUUUUUUUGCUAUUCUAGAUCCCAACUGGAUUUUAAUUAAAACAUCUAACGUGAUAAAAAUGGAAGGUAUCAAUAAGUUUAAAAUCACGAGUUUUCACAAAAAAUAGCAACUCGUGCUCUCAGAGACCUGUGGAUACACAAACUCCUCCUUUCAACCUCUUCUUCAUGUGGGUGUGAACCCAGACCUCUUAUUUGAACUGUGGCGUCUCAAGCUCCAUGAAAUGACUGCACCUUUUUCGUUGCUGGCCCUAAUGCCUGAAUUUGCCUUUCAGCAUUUCUCCAUUCAACCAUGUCUCUUAUUUCCCUUAAGCCUUUCCUCAAUACUAACCUUUUCUGGAAAGCUUAUGGAUAAGCACCUAAUCCCUAUGGUAAAUAAACCAAAGUACCCGUGCCUCUUUCUCCCUUUCUUCCCCUGCUUUACUGUUGUCUAUUUUAGAUUGUAAACUCCUUGAGGUAGGGACCUAUUAUAACUGUUCUUUAUAAAGCGCCAUGCACACUGGACUAUAAAGGUCAAUUAUUAUUUAUAUAUUUUUCUUGUGUCAGCAUCAAUAAUACAGAAAACGCUUCUGUCCUAGAAUGUUAACUCCCUACAAACUUGUUACGAAUGCACACUAGUGGAAGCUACUCAAAGGAAACUUGUGACUGAAUUUUUUUCAUACAAAAUCUGAGUGUUUCAGGUAGCAUGUCUUUGUGAUGGGGAACCUUUUCACCAAGAAAUAUGAAUACAGGGUAAUGGUUCCUAAACAAAGAAGCUGAGAGUACCUUUCCCCUCCCCCUCCCUUUCCAUCAGAUGACUGCUGGCAUGCAAAGCUAGCACCUAUAGAAGUACCAUCUGGUAAAACGUUGCCUUGCAAUGGCACAAUCUGCUCAGCUCGGCUGUAAAAUUGAUUAGGAUCACAGUUUUAGCUGCUUCACUAUGAAAUAUGCUGUAGUUCGUUUUUAUGUAAAGCGUAUGGUGCUGCUGUUACUGAUUUGAACCCUGAAAGAAUGGGAAAAUAAGGUUUGGGCAAAGGAGGAAAGGGGACAAUACCAUCAAAAUCACAUUUAAGCUAGCAUGUUGAGUACAUGAUGUGCUAAUAGAAGAGAAAUCAAUUUUGGAGGUGGAAGCUGCUGGUAUAAAAUAAUUCUCUCUAAAAUUUAAUGUUUGACUGAGGUUAUAGGGCCUCCAGAAUUAGGGUGGGCAUGGCUGUAGUUAAACUUUACAGAGUAUGUUAGCUGGUGGAUGUGUGAUAUUUAUGGUUCACAUUUUGAAGAUGAAAAGUUUCAGAAGUAUGAGUGUCUAUCAGCUAUAUUUUUAUUUUAGAGCACAUGCUGACAGAACAUAGAAUAAUAUAUCUGAAAUAUGCUAAUGCAGAAUAAAAGAGGGGGUUUCUUAAAGAAAGAAUCCAUGUGUAGGAAUGGGCAGGCAUUUAUUCUCCUGCUUGCAGUCCUUUGCAAAAAAAUCUGUUGAUUUUUCAAAGCAUUUCCCCACCCCCACCCCAAAAAGAAUGCUUAGUGUUUUGAAAGCAUGAUUAAAGCUGCAAUACUAUACAUAUACACUUGGAAGUAAAUAUAUUAUAUUUUUGAGAAUAUAUUAUGCAUAGAAACUAGUGUAUAAGCAUGAAAUGUUAAUUAGUACAAAGUUUCACAAAAUGAAUAGACACAUUUUUUAAAAAAGCUAAAGAAUUCUUACCCAAAAAAUUAGGAUCACUGUUUUUAAUGAAAAUGUGCCAAAAAAAAUUAACGUUAUAGAAAAGGUCAGCUACUGUAGUAAGAAAUUACAUUAAGAUCCCUUUUUUUCUGCCCUAACAGAGGUUGUUACUAAUUUUUAUAUUUGAUCUUCAUUUGAUUGCCAUUUGUCUGCAGAAAAAAAUUCUUUUGUGGAUGACAGUUCAUUUGCUUUCCAGGAAAGUGGAUACUAACCAAGGACUACAUAAUUAAUAGUGCCGAAAGUGGCAGAUGGCUUGAUGAAACAACUUACGAAUGGGGAUAUAAAAUCGAAAAAGUCUCCCAUUAUUCACCUCAAAUGCAAUCUGCACCUAAAAGAUGGCGCGAAGAGCUGAUACGCUCUGGUGCUGCAGGGGCCUUUCACAGAUGGAAAGUUGUCCUCCUUGUUAUGAAUGGUGAUAAACUAGAGGAUUCUUUGAGAAGGUAGGAUAAGACUUCUUAAAACUGAAGAAAUUAAUAUGUUAUUUCACUUUGAUUUAGAUGAAAAUAGUUUUGUGGGUGUUUUCCUCCCUCUCACUUACUCUGGUCCACAGCAAUUCUGCUACAGGGUCGCUUCAACGAUAAUGUUUUAUUUAUAUAGAGAUAAUAUUGGUGUAGGAGAAAUUGUUUGCUAUGAAUUGUGAAGUGCAUUUUGGAUGUUUGGGGGGUUUCCCCCCUGUGAGUUAGAAGGGAUACCCAGCCGCACAGAAAAUUAAAUAACAAUACCACAACCGACUGCGUAGAAGAAUCUGCACAAGGGUUACUUCCAUGUGGACAAAAGGUCCUUUUCUUCAGUCUACAACUUUGUCUUGCAAAGAUCUUGAAUAUGUUUUUAGUAAUUGGAACACAUAUAAUAAUGAAUUCCAAAACCAAACAGUGUGAUUCAUUGGGAAGUAUUGGACUUGGUCCACAGAGACCUGGGUUCAAAUCUUUAUUAGAAGCUCAGUUGGAGACCUAAGACAAAUGAUCUCAGGAUUGUAAGGAUAAAGUGAGGUAAUUGCAUGUAUGCUGUCCUGUGCACCUUCAAUAUACCGUACAUUCUUCAGAAUUUAUUUUUAAUUUACUGUUUUCACUGCUAAACUCAGCAGUUAUUUUACUACUUUUCUUUUGCUUCUCUGUCUUUCUGCCCAUAGCUCUCCCCAUCAUGGUUGAUUGUGGGGGCUUAACAGGAGGAGAUGGUACUUGUAUUACAGUGUUACAAAUCCACCUGUACUGUUGUACCUGAAGUGUCCUUUUUUUCUUGAUGAAAUUAAAAUUAGUUUCCUUUCCCAGUAAACUGUACAGUUCUAAUCACUCAUUGAUCAUACAGACGUAGGCCCUUGCAAGCCUCAAGUAUUUGAUAAAAGGCAUAUAAGAAAUCUCCAGCAGAAUUGGCAGCCCCUUUCCCACAUGUAUUUGUGUUGUGCUGAUUUUCCAACAUAAACUCUUUGGGGGAGUCCAUGUGGUGCUUUCACCCUCAUUUAGCUACAGUGAAGGAGAGGAAGCAGCAGCCUCAUUGUGCUGCCCAACAAACUAUAGGUAGAAAAAGGAAGUAGUGGGAUGCACUAUUGCAGUUUGCAUCAUAUGGUUGCAGAAUGGGGCCAGGUGUUCAUACUGACUAGAGUGAAGAUGGCCUAGGUUACACACAGGAGCCAAUAAUCUGGCGUUAGAGAUUUGGGGCUUAUCCACACAGGUGCCCUGCACAGGUCCAUGCUUCAAAGUUCUGUGCCCAAGCAACAAAAAGCAGUUCAGGUUUUCCAUGGAUUGACGUUGGCUCCAAUUCAACUUUAAAGAGCAGGUUUUCGCGGGGGCAAAAAAAAGGAGAACAUUAAAGCGUUGACCGUGCCUGUAAAGUGUGGAUAAAUCCUAACUGAAUUAAUUUUUGUGUGAAAGGAUCUUCUUAUGUCCACUCUGCUUCCUAGGCCGUAUUUGCAUUUCCGUGUGUGUGUGUGUGUGUGUGUGUGUUAGGUUUGGUGUUUCUAUUAGGUUGCGCCCAUCUGAAGAACAAUGAACUUACUUGGAGAGAAGAAAAAAUGGGAAAUGAAUAUUGUCUAUUAUGGUCAUUCCCAUUUCUGCCCCUGGUUUUCACAUGGGACUUUUUCACACAGUUGGCUCUUCGCAUGUAAAUCCGGUAGUAAUUUCUGUUGAUCAGUUUAAAAACAACAACCACCGAAUCAAGCAUUUUGACUAUAUGAAAUCUGUUCAGUUUUAAACUAAUGCAAUGACAAAGCAAAUAUGCAUGUUUUUGAUAGGAAUUUUUUAAACUGCAUUUUUAGGUAUGUGUUUCCUCACCCCCACCACAGAAUUAAAGAGUAGAUUUAUGUUUCCUUUUUUGUAUGUUGUGUAGGUUUUAAAAUAAGAGUUACAUUUUAUAUUUUCAUCAAGUUUAUAUUGUUUCAUUCCUACAGAGUUCUAGAAGCAGGAAAAGCCACAGUCUAUGCAGCAUUAAGUGCACCAAAGGACAUUACUCAUGUGUUAACUAAUAACCCAGCAUUAGAUCAAGAAAGAGAGAAGCAUCUCAUUGGUGUGCCAUACUGUCCAGUUGGCUAUUUAGAAAUUUAUCUCUUAGAGGCAAGUACACUUAAUAUAAUGAGAAUCAUAAUCAAAAUACAUUAUUUUAAAUGUAACUGUUGAUUUGUGGCAAAUUUAAGAGUCCAAUUUAAGCCAAAUUAUCAUUGGAUUAAUAUUUCAACUCUGAUUUUUAUUUCGAAGCAUUUAAAUUCUCAUGAAUACUUCACAGUGAAAAUUAUCAGAAUGCUAUUGUAUCCAUCAUCUUCCUUAGAUUGCAUACAAGACACUGAAGUAUAGCAGCAUUAAGGAAAUGUUGGACCGUGAUUUGCUUUUGUGUGUUUGAGGCUAGCAAAUCCUGGCAACGUUGCAGUUGGAGACCUUGUGACAAUGUUUGCCAGGACUUCAGACCGUAUCUCUGGAUCAGUACACUAUGCAUGUUGAUCACCUAACUGAAUGCCCACAUCUAACAGGGUUGCAAGCAUGUUUUUUUCAGUAUUGGAUUUGGAGUUGCCCUUGGUAGUCGAACAUGAUUGGUGCAUUUAGUCUAUGUCUGCAAUCCCAUUAACAUAAAGUCUUGAGCAGAAUGCACCUUCCUAUCCAACUCAGGAUCCAGAUGGGAAUGGAAAUCAUUCACUUCCUUGGGCCUCUUCUUGUGGCUGUUAACAGCAUAUUACUGAAAGCCUUGUGUGUGCCUUCCUGAAGAUUGGGGCCCAUAUACUGAAUGCUUGAACAAGCUCUCUUUCUAAUUAUAUUUUCACAUAUUCACAACUGUUUCAGUAAUAGAACUGUACUCUCUAAGCCAGAGGUGGCUAACUAAUGGCCCUUCAGAUGUUGUUGGACUCCAGGUCUCAUCAUCCUCUACCAAUAGGACCAAUGGCCAGGAAUGAUGGUACUUGCAGUUCAGCAACAUUUGGAGGGCCACAGCUUAGCCACCACUAGGAAAAGUCCAAAUUGCUUGAGUUGGAUCCAGACUACAUGCAGAAGGAACCCCUGAAAAUGAGCCCCUAAAAAGCUGCUUCAGAAAAAUCAGGAGAUUCCCUGGAACAGGAUGACAGAGGGCACUGGGCACUUUCUUCCUGUGGGGAGGCUUCUUCUGGAUCUCAAUUCCUAUAACAAAUGGAAGAAGUCAUUCCAUUCACCAAAAGACCAGGCUGGAUCCAACCCAUAGUGUUUUAGCUCUAAUUGUCUCUGUUGCUGUAUGGCCUCUCUAUAUUUGAAUAGACAAUAAUAUGCUGCAUUUAUCACUCAGAAGGAAAUUAAAAGCGAUACUGAAAUAUACCAGGAGAACCAUCUUAAACCCGAACAGUCAAGACAGGUGAUGACUGGCAGGCAUCUUGCUGAAAUGAAAAAUGAACUUAUAAAGCAUAUAUAUUCUGAACAGGUAAAAACUAGUCUUAUGUACAUUUAUUACUUUUAUAGCAUAGGUCAACUGAAGAAAAAAGUCUCCACAUAAAUAAAUGUGGAAGAACCUGGUUCACCAGAUUAUGAGAUUACUGCUCUUAACCACUGCACCACACUGGCUCUCUCUGUGUUUGGCUCUGUGCUGUGGGACACAGGCAGCUGUUUGUGUAUACAUCUGGCAAAUUUUACUUGAUUACUUUUUUGUGUUUUACCUGUAACUCUCUAUCCAUAGCUUGGUAAUGAUCUUGGAAAGGACAUUGUCUGAAUAGUGAAUCUCUUAAGAACUGCAAAAUGCUGCUGAUACUGAACCUCAGUUGAUAUAUUGUGUGACUAAAACAAGGACCCUCCCAACUUAUUCCGUGUAUCCAAUGGCAUUUCUUUACCACAUGUGCUUACUCAGCAGCAAUUCCCGAUAAGGCCUGCCACUACCUCUUACGAUGUUCACAAAAUGCCUCAGUAACUAUCCCCUAUGAACCUAUGACUGUAAACCUCAGUCGUCACCCCGGAACUUGGUGAAACUAGCUUCCAAGUAAACAGCUUUAGGAUCAAACAGUUUCCUUUGUAUUGUUACCAUGCACUAUGACUGACAAAUUUUGAGUAAGCAUACAUUCUUAUUUUAAAUCAAUAAUUUGCUUUUAAUUUACAGGCAAUGCUAAGAAAAUAUACUCAAAUAGACCAAAUGACUGAGUGCAGAAAUGUGGUAAGAUAUGGAUACUGGGCUGGGAGGGGAGAGAGAGAGAAAGAAAAAGAUGAUGCUGGAAUAGUUUUAGUUUCUUGCCAGCGAUCGGGUUUCAACAAAUGCUGCCUUUACCUUUAAAUAUUAUGCUAAGUAAGGAGAGAGGAAAGGUUACGAAUGGUGACUUCAUAGUGUGUCUAUCACAGCUCAACAUACACAUAUAUAGCACAUUCAUGCAUGUUUUCUUUAUUCUACUUCAAAUGCUGCAGCUUUCAAGGGCAAUAGAAAAAAACACCUAAAAAGCACUGGCAUGCAUGCAGAACAAGCAGUCUUUCUAUUGCAGCUAUUGAUACUCCCACAUAUGUGUGAGUAUUCAAACCUGAAGGAGGUUAUGGCUAUGGACUCUCCACCCCUUUCCCCCAUGUCUUGCUUACAAAUAUUGACUGGGUGCACUCCAGAUUCCCAUCUGGGGAAUCUGUUCUUUUUAGAAUUGCAAGCCCUUGUGUUCAAAUGACAAGCUUUGCUGCCAAUGUAGAAUGCGAUUCCAUCCUUAAUUAAAUGUAUCUGUGUGUGCUGGAUAGUGUCUGCAAUCCAGAGAAUUAGCUGAGCUCACACUAAAAGAUCCUACGCCCACAGAAAUUGCCACAUACAAAUGUUUUACAUAGCAACCCUUUGGAUCAUUUCAGAGUCCUCAGCAUGGGGCAAUUAGGUAGGCUUAAAUAUCUGCACAGCAUAUCUAUCUUUUAUAGCUUUUGAAAUUCACAAAGGGAUAUCCCAGUGCUUAAUGUAUAAUUUAUGGUAAUUCAGCACUUGCUGCUCCUCUUGCUUACGAUGGGAGUUAUGCAAUUUAUAAAUCUGGAACGCAGCUAGUUGUGAUUUGGGAUAGCUCUGUGAGCUAGAGUAAUGAUGUCAGGUAUAUGCCAGAUUUAUAAUUUUGUUUUAUGAAAGCCCCCAGUGAGUCAUGCACUGAUCCUCCCAACAACUUAUUCCUUGGACAUUGCAAUCCUGAAACCCACCUGUACAUCACCCAUUAAGAAAAUUAAGUUUAAUAAUAGAUGUUCUGCAAUACAACAUAAUUAAACGAUUAACUAAAAAAAAGUACUUUCAUUUUUAUUUCUUACUAUCCUGUGUUAAACAGCAAAUAUGGUGGAUGCGAGGAUGGAAAGUAUUUAGAGAAAUACCUGGGAUAGACCUGGGGUAUGACAUUGGGAAAGGAUUGUUGCUAUUCCCAGUGGGUUAAUCCAGUUGGCCAGGGGUAGAAAACCUCCAGCUCACAGGCCUAAUAGGCCUGGCAGGGGUCCCAGUUUGGCCCAUCAGGCCAUUUCCCCCAAACCAUGCCCAUCAUAUGUGAUGUCAGGUGUGGGGCAGGUAGAGAUGCAGGAACCUUAAAAGUGCCCUCCUUGAUUAUGCUUUGGAGGAACUUAGUAGUGCAGUUGACCCCUGCCCAAAACAGAGCAUGUCGAACUCUAGUGGGCUUAUCAGUGCCUGUCAAUGGUAAUAAGCAAUAACUUCAAGGCCACUGGAUUGGCUGUGCAGCUGAUUCCUGUUAAAAGCAAGCUUGGAGUUACCAUCUCUCAGCUCAUCCCACUACAAGGGAAAAAAUUGUCACCAGACAUGUUGGGUGAUUGACAGGGGGCACGGCCCCAUCAACUGUCAAAGUGGCUUAGUGGGGUUGGGGGAUGCAAGCAGGCAGUCUGUUCUUUGCAUUUUAUUUUUUGUUACAAAAUUGGCUGUUCUUUUCCAUAUAUAUAUAUAUAUAUAUAUAUAUAUAUAUAUAUAUAUUUAAGUAAAGACUUUGUGUUAGGGUUUCAACUUGGAUUUAUCAAUUUUUAAAGAAUUGAUUAACCAAAGAAGAGUCCCAAUUAAUCAAGCAACAGACUGUUUAAAAACAGUCAUUUUUAAUACUACUUAUAAAAACUAUGGAUAACUGUUUUCUCUUUCUCUGCCACACUGGAGGAAAUGUGACUUCUAAAACUAUACCUAGUUUGACACUUUUGUGCAUUCUCUAAAAAUAAAGGCUUUCUUUGUGCUUUAGAAUUGCCUCAAUUCAUAUGCAAAUACAGUUUAAUCGAUUAACCAACAAACUUAGAAGUUUCUUUAAACGGCCCUAACUUAUGUUUAUGUGUAUCUGAUCAGUGCUUAAUCUUGUAAUUCUUGGUCUUUCAUUCCCUAGGCAAAAAAUACUCGCUGUUCUGGAGGAACCAACAAUAUACUUGAACUAGUAGAUGACCACUUAUUUCCUAUUGCAAUCUCAGAAUUUUUAUUUGGAAAAGAUCUGAUUCCUCCUGCUAAACUUGUUCACUCUCUUCUAGAGCACAUACUUCAGGUGAGAAUGGCAGCUUAUGAGAACUGGUACAUUGCAGUGGCUAAGAAGGAGUGGCCGGGUCACUGGUUUCUCUUGCCUUACCUUAGCCAACUGUUUGUGCCUUCAGCACCUCCUCUUCAAAAUUAGCUUAAUACUGUACUGACCUCCCUUACAAGGCUGUUGUAAGGAUUUUACUCAUACGACUAUGUAGGUACUAAAUACUAUUGUCAGAUAUGAAGUAUGAUGUCAGUGUAAAAGAGGUUAAUAAGUUGUUUUUCCUUUUUCAGUUGCUUUUAUUUUUAACCUUAUUUUCCCAUUUGUUUUCCCCCUAGUUUGAUGCUAUGGUUUUUAGUAUUUACCACACUAAAAUCCCAGUUAAUGUGUUUAGCACACAAUGCACACUGAUUUUGCUACAUGAAUCUUUCCUGUAGUAUCGAAAUGCUAGCCAGUUUGGCAGACUGUGUUGGGGAGGCACUUUCCAUUGCAGUGAAUAAGGAACUUGCAGGAGCAGGAGGCAAUUGCAUCCAUUUCCUUGUGAAUUCUGACAUCCAUGCCAUGGCACUGAAGGGCAAAUGGGGGUGCCAUGACCUUUCAAACCACUCUCAGACCUAGAAACUGAAAGUUUUGGAGUUGGCUGUGAUUACUUAGUGGCCAAGAACACUGAGUUCUGACUUCAAAACCAAAUUCCAGCAGCUAGAUUUGGCUUGCCAUUCUUCCCUGUUUACAAUGUAUAUACCCUGUUUCCAUGUUAGAAAAAGCUGUGUACAGUGGUACUUUAGGUUAUUAACUUAAUUCAUUCCGGAGGUCCGUUCUUAACCCGAAACCGUUCUUAACCUGAAGUGCGCUUUUGCUAAUGGGGCCUCCUGCUGCUGCUGCACUGCCGAUGUGUGAUUUCUGUUCUCAUCCUGGGGCAAAGUUAGUACAAACCCAAAAUGUUUGUAACCCGAGGUGUUUGUAACCCAAGGUACCACUGAACUCUGUCACUUAUCUACAUAUCUAUGUAAAGGUAAAGGACCCCUGGACAGUUAAGUCCAGUCAAAGGCGACUAUGGGGUUGCAGUGUUCAUCUCGCUUUCAGGCCAAGGGAGAUGGCGUUUGUCCACAGACAGCUUUCUGGGUCAUGUGACCAGCAUGACUAAACCGCUUCUGGCGCAACGGAACACCGUGAUGGAAACCAGAGCACACGGAAAUGCCAUUUACCUUCCCGCCGCAGCGGUACCUAUUUAUCUACUUGCACUGGUGUGCUUUCAAACUGCUAGUUUGGCAGGAGCUGGGACAGAGCAACGGGAGCUCACCCUGUUGCGGGGAUUCGAACUGCAAGCCUUCUGAUUGGCAAGCCCAAGAGGCUCAGUGGUUUAGACCACAGCACCUCCCGUAUCCCAUAUAUAUCCAUGUAGGUAGAACUAAUCAGCAUUUGUCAGGUAGCCCUCAAGCCACCCACCUCUGGGUGUCAGGCUCAAGUGAAACAGCAGCCCUUCUUCCUAUUUAUGCAUGCAAGUCUGGAGCAUUUCUGAUUGCCCUGUGUGAAAUGUAUGUAGCUCACUGGUAAAGUACAUGCUUUACAUGCAGAGCAUCCCUGGUUCAAUCCCUGGCAUCUCCAGGUAGAACUGGCAGACACACCUAGAGCUGCUGCCAGUCAGUGGCAACAGUACUGACUUAGAUGGACUCAAUGGUAUAAGGCAGCUUUUGUAUUUAAGGACCUUCACUACGGUGUAUCCCUAGGUUUCUAGGCUGCCAGUCUUUGACGUAGAAAAGAGCUAGCACUUCAUUCCCACCAACACAUUGAAACUGAUGGGCUUUUAAUUCAUACUGUGUAACUGUAAAUUAUUCUUAAUGGUUUGGGAUUAAAGGUAAAAGAUUACCUGAGAAAUCUACAUACACCACUUUGAGUUCCAUGAUAGAAAAAAGUGGGUUAUAAUGCUGCUUAAAUGGCAGAUCCAAUAAAGAAAGAUGGCUUAGUGAUAAAUAUAUAUUGUGUGGAAACAUUGUUGAAAGGUGGUAUGUAUUUUAAAACACCAUUUAUUUGUCUCAAACUAGUUAAUUUCAGUGGCAGGAACAACAGGUGUAAGAUUGGAACAAAGUGAUAGACUGAGAUGUGUUCAUGUUUGAUUACAGGGAAAUUCAGACCCUGCACUUCCUGUCCAGUUCUUUCAUAUCAUGUAUGCUCUUCUUCAACACGAUCCUCCUUGGAAAUCACCUUCUAUGUUAACGUACUACCUGGAAGUUCUUCAGUGUCCCAUUUGCAUGAGAGGAACAUGGCCUCUGUUAGAGAUGCUUGUGAGGUAAGACCACUCUGGAAUAAUUCCAUUGGCCUGAUUUGCACAAACGACAGUAUGGUUAACAAACCAUAGUUAAAGCUGAUGCAUCUAGUAAAUGAUCACUUAAACCUUGAUUUCCAUUAAAGGAGACACAAGAGCUGCUGUUCACUUGCGGCUCUAUAGCUUGUGCAUGGUAAAUAUUCCAUAACCAUAGUUAUGGAGGGAAUCCAAGUUUGCUCAUAAUACUAAACCUAUGGUUAAUGUUAACUAAGAUUUAUAAACUACGUGCUUUUUAAUGAGGCACUGAAAUUACAAUAGACUAUGAAAAAGGUAACUCCUUCUCAUGGAAUACGUACAAUGUUAUUUCUUAACCAUAUAUACCCACCCCAAUAUUAGGGAAAAGUGAAGGAAGGUGGCUUGGGUUAGAGUGUUGGACUAUGACCUGGGACACCAAGGUUCAAAUCCCUACUCGGUCAUGAAGCUCACUGGGUAACCUUGGGCAAGUUAUCGUCUCUUAGUCUAACCUAUCUCACUGGGUUGUUGUGCGGAUGAAAUGGGGAGGAGGAAAACCGUAUACACUACCUCCAGCUCCUUGGAAGAUAAAGGUGAUAUAUAGAUGUAAUAAAUAAGUAAUCUUACUUUAAGGGGGGUAGGAAAGUUUGGGUGCAAUCCAGAUAAUAAAACUGUCUGGAUAUUGGCAAUUUUACUUGCUAUUAAUUUCAGUGGGGUUUAAGCAUGCCUCUUUAGAGCACUUCCACAAUGUUCCACAGAUUUAAGUUGGAGCACUGUGUCAGAAUUGUUCAGCAGAUUAUCAGUGUGUAUGUCAAGUCAAUGAGGUUUUAUUUUGCAUUUUUCAACUUUGAAAAAUUGGGUUGAAAAAUGCAUCACAUGAUUUAUAUUUUUUUAUUUUUCCUAUUUUUUUGUAUGUAUUCACAAACCACUCUGUCAGGUGUAGUACUUCUCAAGCCCACGGGACUACAGUAUAGCAUAAGUAUAAUCAGUUGCUCAGAAAGCUCUUGAAAUAUUCAAGUAAAAAAUAUUUCAUAUUUGUAAGAUUUUAAUUUGACUUUUGACUAAAGUGGCUUAUGCUUUCUGAGCCUUUUAGUUCAGAAAAAAUAUGAACUAAAGCAAGAUUGAGGUUUUUAAAAUUACGCAAUGUGCAGAGAAAGUGAACAGAGAUAAGUUUUCUUCCUUUCAUAGUACUAGAACUCAGCGUCAUGCAAUGAGGUUGAUUGGCAGUGGAUUCAGGAGAGAUAAAAGAAAGUACUUCACACAAGGCAUAAUUAAUUUUGGUUUAUGGAACACAGUGCCACACAGUGUGUUGACUGCUAGAUUAGAUGGCUUUAAAAGUGACAUAGUCAGAUUAAAGAUGAGUAAGUAUAUAAACUGUUAUAAAUUGCGAAUUGCUGUAUCAUCCCCCAUGCUCUGCUUGUGAGCAUCACAGAGGCAUCUGCCUAGCUACAAUAAUGGUGGAAAACUUGAUGGAAAUGUAAUUCUGGAUGUGGAACAUCAAGAUGAAGAUAAAGCAAUUGAUGGAUGGGAUCUAGGCAUCUCCAUCUCCAAAGGAAGGUCUUUCCCCCAUUCAUUGAGGGGAGUUUGAUCCAGUGGAGACUCCUUCUCUGCUAACUGGUUAUUCCCAUGUGCAAAAGCCAGAGUAAGUGGUUUUGGCAACAUCUCUCUACAUUUCUGGAGGAUCUCCCAACCCUCCCAAGAAAGUUUUCAGGUGCUGCAGGGUGAACGAAGAAUUGCAGGAAAUUGCUCCUGCCCAUGGGAGUUUCCAGAUACUGUAGUGGAUUUAUUCCUGAGGCAAGACUGGAUCCAAGUCAGUAAAUGUAGUGAAGAACUUUCAAGUUCACUGUUUUUCUUUAGGUUCAGGAAUUUCUUGAGCUCAUUGUAAAGUCCUCAGAACUUGAAUGUUUGCAUUUAAAACAGCUAACAAUUAAAGUUAUAUAUACGGUCUGUACAUAUGAAGACUGUUGUAAAAAGCUGGAAGCCAGACAAUUAGCUCUUUGGAGAGAAUAGGGGAGCACAGAGUGCUGAAUCCUGCCCUUGGUUUUCUCAUUCAAUAGGAUUUCAUCAUUCCUGUCUGCAAGCUCCAUAUGCAUAGCCCAAGCAGUGGAAUCAGGCUCAAAGCACACUUUCUGUUUACAGUUCCUUAUUUGACUGGGGAUUUGUGUAUUUAUUUGGUUGGUUUUUUAAAAAUUUAAUAUCUUGCCCUUUAUCUGAAGAGUGCAGGUUGGGUUACAAUAACAAAUGCACUGAAAAUAAAAUAGCAACACUUUUAAAGUAAAAACAAUCUUUCAGUCCCUGUAGCCAGUCUGCAAACAUCCUUCUAGAUACUUUAUGGAAACACAGGUCUUCUGCUGGCACCCAGAGCUGAAAAAAGGUUAGCACUAUGUGGAGCUCACAGGCACCUUACUGGAGCUGGUGAACUUUGGGCUGUGGGGACAGAAAGGAAGAUCAGAAAAUAUCCUGAUUUAUCUGACCCUUAACUAUUGCUUGUGCUUUCCCCACCAGGUCUUGCCUUUACUGCAGUAAUAUUUGUCAUUCAGUCCCUGUUACAGAAACCACAGAUGAGGCAAGAAUGUUUCACAAAACACUGUUAAUGUUUCUUAUGAAUAUGUUCCAAGAUGAAGUAAUAGCAUUAACAAGAAGGUGUGUUUCAAUGAAUGUUUUUACCUUUUUAAUUUCUAACCCAUUUUUGUAUCUUACCAUCAAGUUGCGCCCAAAGUACAUUGUACUACCCACUUGAUUACUUUUCCUGUACUUUUAUGUCAGUUUUUAAGAAAGCUAUUCUGAUUCUAGGUAAAUGGCCAGAUAUGUUUCUAAACUUUUUUCAAAAAUUACUUUUACACAUUAGUUCUUUAAUUUACACACACACACACACACACACACACACACACACACGCUUAAGUGUGUAAGUGUUUAACAUUGCAGUUCUGUGAUUUUUCUUAGUCUAGGCUUAGAUUAAAAGCCUUUUUUCAUAAUGUGCACAUAAUACUUAGAUUUUACUGGAGACAAUUCUGGAAAUUACACUGUAACAGCAAAAAGCCUUAGGCUUGUAACCUCUUCCUUUAUGUGGUGGUAUGUUUCUUUGUUCUUAAAGUGCAAAAAUUCAAAUUUUUAAAAUUAACAUUACUAUGGGCUGUAUCCAAGAUUAGCCAUACUCAGAGUAAACCUAUUGAAAUUACGGGCACAACUAACUUCAGGCUAUGAAUUUCAGUGGGUCUUCUCUGAGCAGAACCUAGGUAGAUACAAAUCUAUCCACUGUCCCCCCCCCCCCCUAAGUUUGGGAGGGUUCGUUAUACUUCAUUAUGCCUGAAUAUCACUCUGGAUUGUAGCUAGAGACAUCAUUUCUAUCAAAGUUUGAAUUCCGUUGUAAUUUAAAACGUGCUAAAUUGCAGAUUUUAACAGAAGAUAUACUGUGUGUUAUGUAAUCAUUGUAACGAAACAGAAAAACAGAUUUAGGAAUUAUUUUUCUUUUACAGUUUGUGUGAAGAAGAUUCACAGCAAGCACAAGUGAUGCCACAAACUGUUCUUCUGGAAACAUUCUGGUUAGGAAAUGAAUCGGUGCUUUUCACAAAACGUAUAAAUAUUCUAGUAGACUGGGUCAUAAAUUCCUAUAGAGAGAAGUACAAGACAGAUGAUGUGAGUGAUUUAUCAACUAUGAAGAGUAAAGAAAGCCCAAUAACGCCUUUUGUGUUUUGCUGCUUUCUCCCAGGACUCUUAAUAAUGUUCCAUGACUGUAUAUGUUCCCUACUCCCUAGAACAAGGCUUUUGCGUUGUUGUUCCCCAGAUGGCCUUAAUCAUGGUUAAAGGCUAUUGUCUAUUGAUUUCAGUGGGUCUUCUCUGAGCAUGACUUAGCUGAGUAUCUCCUUUAUGUGGCACUGCCACUUAACUGAUUAGUAAUGUCAUCUUAAGUAUGUUUUGAAACCAUGGGUUGACGUUUGUUUAAAAUACUAUUGAAAAUGGAUCCUUGGAACUGUGAAUUUCUUCUGAUGAAUGCAAAUAAAUUCUCUCACAACUGAUGUAUCUGAGAAGCUGAUACCUGAAAAUCUUGGUUAACAGCUUAUGUCAUAAGAGAUUUCUGUAAUCUCCAAUAUGUCCUCAAAGUAACAGACGCUUUACCCUUUGUGUCGGUAAAGAUAGAUCUAAAAGGGUUCCCCCUGGUUUCAAGUAAAAUAUGCAAAAUGGAGAGCUUGGUUCCUGGAAAACAGUUGCCUAAGACAAGGUUCAAAAUGUCCCGGAGCCAUGAUUAAGUGAGGCAUACGCUAUGCUAUUUAUUUUAACAUAGCAAGACUUUGUAAUCUUUAAUUAGAAAUAGCUUGAUGGGAGCGUACUUAACUGAGCUCCUGUAGCAUCAGAGUCAGUGCCCUUCUGACAAUUUCUGUACAGGGGAAUCCCUGCUGUUGCAUGCGUCAGCUCCUUCCAGUCUGUUCUGCCCCCGCCCCCUUUCGGCACCAAAAACGGCAUGCGUCUUAGUAGUCGUGUGAGGAGUUGCCUGUACUCAUGAGUCAAACAAUUGAAGAGAACCAUUUAGUUUUAAAUGCAGGAAUUAAUGAUUUGAAUCAGUUUCUUAUGUUAUGGAAGACCUGGUUAAUUGCAAAGGUAUUCUACAAGCUACCAUAUAAUCAACUAUACUAGAGCCUCACAAACAAAAUGGAGAAUGUAAAUUCUCCCUAUGUAUCAGCCUGUAGUUUUAUUUUGGAUUAGCAUGGCGAAACAAUAUAUUAAUUGGAAUAUACAUAAGCAGGGUUAAUUAAUUUGGCCUUCAUUUUAGCUCCUCUAGGGGAGUAGUCUGUCCUCGAAAUAUUUUAGCAGGGGGCAUUUGAAUUCAAGAGUGAGUUGCUUGGUCCAAUCCUGGCGUUGAAGUUAGCAGCACAUGGUAGCAGGGCCUCAGCAUGUUUAAUAGAGCAGUUAUCUGUUCCAUCCAAGCACCUAAAAUUUGUGCUUCUUGAAUGUUAGUGGAUAAAGAUUGGUGAUCAAUAAGAUUAAAUAUUUCAGCUCCCAAUCACAUGAACAAACAAGUCAUAAUCUUCUGGCAAUAUUGUGGUAUAGUUAAGGAAACUGUAGUAAGACCUGGUAAAUUUCUUGGAGUUACGAUGCUCAUAGGGUAGAGCAGUUUAAAAUGGAUGAAACAGACUUUAAUUUCUACGUUAAGAAAAAAUAUAGUAAUAGAGAGAUUUUAAAGGCGAUCUUCUCUUCUAGAUCAUCAAGCAUGAAGUAGCUGACCUGUUGAAUAGAAUUUUGGGAGUUGUGGUCGAAUACUGGAUUCUUUCAGGGUUCUUAAUAGACAAAAAUAUGUUACAUCCUGUAGCUGCGGAUCUUGCAUCUUAUAUUGCCAUUUCAUGUAAUGGUAAGAUUGUAAUAUAUUUUGUCAUACACAUGUAUAGUGAAGAAACUCUUCAGUUCUCUGUAUCUAAACCAGAAGACUGUAGUUGGAAUAUUUGGCUGCUUAUUUUAUCACUUAUUCCAACUCGGUGUGUGAAGCCUUCCUCAUCUGUGACACCUGAAUUUAUCCUUGCCCCGUCUUCAUUAUCUCUCUCUCUCUCUUGGUGUUCUUCCCAUAUCAGAAUACUUUAGCUGGCAUUUUUAACUACCAGCUUAUACUUCCCUUGCCGCCUCUUCUUUUUUUUUUUUAAUAGGCCACUGGUUCUGGUUCUGCACUGUAAGCUUACAGCACUACUAAUGCAUAGAAAGUGUAAUUAUUAUUAAUGUUUGCUAGAUAAUAAAUAAUAAUGUUGAUGGUAAUAAUAAUGAUUAGGAUGUUUCCAUAAAUAAAUCAAGCACCUCAUGUUUGUAAAUCAUAAGCAAUUGGUGGAAGAGGACGCGAGAGUGCCCAGAGCUAUACAGGCAAUCUUCCAUAUAUUCCAUUGUCAUUUUGCAAAUGGGGACACAAAAUUGUACAUUCACUAUCUGCAUUGCCAAGAGUAGUAGUGUAGGGAGUUACUGUAAACAACUAAUUAUAAAUUUCACCUAAACAGAUUACAUAAUUCAUAUUAGAGCCUGAUUGCUAAAAUGUAAAGUUUGGGUAUCCACAAGCAUGCUGGCAGUAUAAAAUCUCUGUCCUAGUACAGAUUUUAAAGUUUCUUGUAUUGUAACUUUCAUGAACAAAAAUCUCUCCAUUAAAAAAAACCCAAAUCCAUGCAAGCAUGGAUUUUACAUACUGUUUUAAAAUGGCAUUUACCGAAUAUUUUAAGUACUUCAGCUUUGCAAACCUGUUCCUCUUAGCUACUGCAUAAUGUGUUUUCUUCAAUUUGAUAUCUGGAGUACUAUGUCCAGUUCUCUGCUGCCACAGGUGGGAAGACUAGGUUCCCUGGGUUCAAUUUACAGGAGCGUAGAUUUCAAUUGAACAUUAGGAUAAGCUUGACACUAAGAAUAGCUUGACAGAAGAACCAAAAGAAGUAGCUCUGCCUCUCCAGAAGCUGGGCAGUUAUCUGCUGGGAGUGCUGCAUCUUUCUGUUUCUAGAAUUGGGCAAGCAAUUCUACAGCUAGUUUAGUAAUUCUAACAAUUUAGGAAUAGCAAUUAAAGGACAGAAAUGCAGCAAUAAUAUUCUCUGUAUUGUCUCCCUAACACUUUCUUACUGUCUCCCUUUUCUUCAGAUUUUUCACCACAGGAAUUAAAAACAUUCAUUUCUUCCAUAACAUCUCUGUGGCUUGAAAUGUUUGUUGCAGAAGCAGUUUUUAAAAACUUGCCAUUCCAAACCAACGCUGUUGUUUCUACUGAAUUGCUGUCUCUCCAAAAAAUGGUAAGUGUCAUUUGUACUAAGUAAUAUCUUUCUUAAUGCAAAAACAUUCUGGCCUAGAUCAAAUGCAGUGAUCUUGGUCCAAUAAACCAUUCAUUUUUGCACCAGGAAUUAACUAUGUGCCGGCAUGCUUCAUCCUCCUCUCUGACCUUCUUUCCUCCAUCCCUCCCCCUCAUACACAUUAACUCAAGACUUACUGGUUUGUUAAACCAAUUUUCUUGUGGCAACUGAACUGGGAAACUGAUGUUUGAGCUAUUCCAACCAUGAUAUCAGGUAUCAAACCAUGAUAGCAACUAGACAGCUGAUAUUCUUCUGGGAUUGGGGGAGGGUUCUAAAGGACUCUUUAGAAACAACUUCACAAGUUUUCCUUCUGGCUCCUCUGUUCCUCAGUGUCAGGAUACCCCUGUCUUGCUUCAACCUCUCUUCCUGCCCCCCUAAUUUUAUACAUAUCUAUAUUUCAUCUGUUCCUCUUGGGAAUUUUUGCUUCUUUCCAAUCAACAGAGAUUGGGUACUGUACUAGUGUUGCAGGACUUAAUGGUAAACAUUACAAACUAGACUUCCGCUGGUGCAACAUUGGAUCCAGCCCAGUGCAUCUUACUCUCAUUCCCCAUGGCAAAUUGCCUUCUGCUGUAGUGCAGCAUAUUUCCCCCGAUUCCAACACAUGGAUGCUACUUUCGAGCAUGUACUUGAACCCUAAAGCGCAGUAGCCCACAAUACAGCAAACCACUCAAAAGCCAAAAUAUGUGUGAGAAGAGCAAGUCAAGUUCCCAGCAGCACCCCAACAACAUAACCUGCAUAGGGGUGUGAGAAACUAUAUGCGUCCUUAAGAGUUUCACACCAUAAGCCUUACUUUAAAAGGCUUUUGUGAAGUCUAGGUAUGCUAAUCUGGAAGAUAAGCUUUAAAUGCAAUAAAGAUCUGGAGGGAACUGUUAGCGUUGCUAAUUACCAGAUGUGUGUUAAUGUGUCAUAUUUAACAUAGCUGGACUAAAGUUUGACUCUUGCAACAGGUUUGUUCCUAUCUGCCUGCUUUACAAGUUGGGUUGUGUGAGCCAAGGAUACACAAAGCAAAGAAAAGGAAAAUAGGGCAAUGGCCUUGCCCUAAGUCUCAAAGGGCAUUACUGAUGCUAAAUGGUGAUAAGCAGAACCAAGCCGAAGUGCUGCCUGAUGUACCGUAAGUAAUACCUAUAACAUCACCAGUUUUAUUCUGCUUUGGGGGACAGCUUCUGACCUGACACAUUUCUUGAACUUUAUGUGACCUGUGUUGUUGUCUGCAAAUUACUGUGACUGGCAGAAAGCUCGGUUUUAAUCCUGUAACACAUCUGGGAAUGGUGAGGGUUUUUUCCCCCUUUUCCCUUUCCCUGCAUAUAUGUAGACUUCACAGACUAUACAUACUUUCCCACUAUUAAUGUAAAUUGCUUCCCAGGAGAAAUAGAAGUAUUCAAGAAAUAAUGUUUUUAGAGUGAGCUUAAGCCCUGUAUAUUGAAUGAUUGGUGGGUUUAUUACAAGCACAUACUGUAUGGAAUGUUUCAAAACUACAGUGACUUAAAUUUCAAAAUAUGAAAGCAUGUAGAUGUAUCUGUCUGCUAGAACACUUGUUACUUCUGAACAAGUGGGUGUUGUUGGUUUUUUUAAAUGUAAAUAAAGUUCAGUCUUUUAACGUACUUUUACCACUUCUUGCUUUUAGUAUACAAGGCACUGAUAACUCUGCUUGUGUUCAAAAGAAAUUGGGAAACAAAGCUGAAGUUGAGAUGAUGCGCAGCAAAGAUAAUCAUCAUUUUUCAGGGAAGCAGGGGACUGUUAACAAGGUUAACGUUAAAGGUACUGUGAUUUCCUAACUUAUGCUUAGUACUUCACAAGUUUGCAAUCCGUAGUUCCACAUUUGGCCCCAGUGAAGAUGGAGUGGUAUCUCAUUAUUGCCAUAAGUCAAACAUGGCUUUCUUGUGCCAUUUUUUUAAAUGCCCUUUUUUAAAGUUGGGGAUAUGACUGUCUGCUUUUUUUAAUCAGUCAAACACACACUCACACCAUUUUCUCUUGAGUUGUAAAUUGAGAAUGCAUCCUAAAAUGAGUCCAUUCCAGCCAUAGCCUUAUUUCACUAAUCCACCUCAACCUGUGCUUGGAAGAAUCAGCAUUGUCCUCUGAUUUGAAAGUCUAAUUCAGUCUUCAUCUCUUUCCGUCCUAGACGUUUUGCAAACAAAGACCGAAGUGUAUGCUGAAUUACAUAGCCCCAUUAAGCAUAUGGACUGUUUUCUUCUAGGCAUCGAGCCCAAGCUAUGAAAUGCAUUUGGAUUUUAGUUUUAACUACACUAGAACCCAAGCACUUGAGUUUUAAAUAGCACAGUACAGUAGUUUACACAGGCUCUGUUCAAUACACAAAUGUAAUAAAAUGUACUUAUAUGCUUGUACCUGUCUUAAAUCAAUUUCUGGAACUAUUUUUAAUAUGAAUUUAACCUAGACAUAUAUAAUUAUUGCCAUUCAAAGCGCUCUGAAGUAUAACGGUAAUGGAUAUCAGAAGGGAUAUUUUAGAACUAUAUGCUAAGCUAUUGGUAGAGCCAGAAACAGCAGAACCCUCAUUUUGCUUGGAUUUAAAUUUUAUGCCCACCCUAUGCCAAAGUCUCUAUAUCAGCAAAUGCACUGAUAAAAAAAAUCAUCUGAUUUCCCCCCUACUGGUGUGCUAUUGGAGAGGUAAUACAAACUGAUAUAUAAUUACUCUUAAAAGAAGUGGCUAAAAUAUGAUACAUUGGGAAAGAUAGACUUGAUUGUUGCCCACAACGAACAACCAGACACUCUGCAUAAGAAUAAUAUCCUGUUGCAUAUAAAUAAGGAAAUUUACUGACCCAGUCCCAAUGAGAAAAUGUGGGGGUGGGAGGGCAGAAUGUUCUCAUUUGGGUAAAUUUCAUCAUUCACUUGGAAACGUGUUUUUUGUCAACUCUUGUUCCGGUAUAAUCAGUGGACAAAAACGUAAACAAAUAUCAGAAUUUUACAGCCUGCCUUCGUUAAUUGAGCCACUACCUGUAAACUGCAGUCAGUCUUCACUGUCUUCCUUCUCUCUUUUUUUCUAGGUCUAAAUGAGUGUGUGUGUGUGUGUGUGUGUGUGUGUGUGUGUGUGUGUGUUCCCUCUUCUUAAGACUGCUUCAUUCUUCUUAAUCUCUCUCCCUCUCCCUCCUCCACCCCCCCCCCCUUUUCUCUCUGGUACUGUAGGCAAGCCAGACAGCCUAUUGAGAAACAGCAAACCAUCUGUUAACGGAUUUGAAGUUCUGAAUUAUACUUGAGUGUGUAGAGGCACUCGUGCUUAGCCAGAAACAUUCAUUUGAAUUAAGCUACAAACGCUGUGUAAAAAGAACCAUACACUUAAUGUAGCUUCAUGAAUAAAUUUAAGGGAGGGCAACUGUGCUCUAAACUUUUAUUGCUUCAAAACCAAGCAUUUUUGGUGUUCUGUGAUCAUUCGGUGCUUUUAUAAUGUGGUUGAAGCUUUACAGCUUGAACGGGUGGGUGGGGGAGAGGGAGAGAUAAUUCCUGUGUUAACCCUUUAGCAGUGCAGUUCCAUUGCUGGAUCUCUGAUGGAACAGAAGCUCUGUGGGCUUUUUGAGUUUUCUUAAAAGGUAUUUAAACAGGACAAAGGGAAAUCUUAUUCAUUACUGAGUGCUCUGGCGUGUAGCCAGAUCUCCUAGUUCCUGCGCUUUGAUUAUUUUCUUCAGUUGCCAUUUUGCCUAGACUGGUAUAAUCUAUUAAUUCUGUUUGCUAGGAGAGACUGCCCUGCAUACUGCUUGCAAAAGGAACAAUGUGGAGAGAUUGAUUCAUCUUCUCUCUCUUCCAGGAAUAGAUAUUAACGUUAAAGGUAAGUAGUUUUAUUUUCUUCCCUGAACAAACACAUUAAGCCUCCCAAAUAGCUGUGAUACUUGUGUGUUCGCAGAGUUCUUUUCAUUCCUUGUGUUCCUGCUUCGGGAUUAUGAAUUAAAGCAAAGAUUUUAUGGGUAGUUUUGCGGCUAAAGCUUAUUGAUUGCACUUAAUUGUCUGCAUGGUUUUUCUAUUAAAGCACAGUCGUGGUUCAAAAUAAUUCAUUUCUGGCCUUUUUAUAGAUAGGAGGAUAAAAGCUGUGAAUGGCUUUAUAGUCAAGAUUUUUAUGUGAAAUUCUGGUCCGAACAGACCUGGGCCAGUGUGUGGUUUUGACUGCAGAUGCCUUGUUCUUACUUUAGCAAUAACAAAUAUGAUGCUUUGCAGAAAGAAAGAAACAGCUUCAUUGUAGAGUGACACUGAAGUAGAUCUUAGCCUCAUUUCAUUUUAAAAGUAUAAUACAGAAUUAGCAUAUUGAUUUCUCAAAAUAUUCGUCAUAACACUAGUUAGAGGGGGGAAAGGGUAAACGGAAUUUGAACAACAAUAUUAUGAACAUCCUGCUACUAAUUUUACUGUUUUCUCAAACUUCCCUUGAUUUGUAAUUCAGACUAUGCUGGCUGGACGCCUUUGCAUGAAGCUUGUAACCAUGGAAACACUCUGUGUGUCCGUGAAAUUUUGCAACAUUGUCCAGAGGUAAACCUGUUCAGCCAAGUGGAUGGGGUGACUCCCUUGCAUGAUGCCCUGGGAAAUGGACAUGUAGAAAUUGCCAAGCUUCUACUUCAGCACGGGGGUGAGUGUGUUUGUGUUAAAUAAGCUUAGAGAAAUUUGAAUCUGUAAAAACUGCAGCGUAUUAAAAUUUGAGGGUGUUCUUGAUGUGAUUUUUGAAAGCUAGAGGUUUUCAUAAAUAUUGAUGUGCAUCAUGCCAUAUUUAUACUCAUUCAUCUUGUCAGUUAAAUGAUUUCAGUAAGCCCAUAACUUUGGCUGCUUUCUCACAUUUGCUGAAUUGCAGAUUUUUUGUAAAAGCUGUAUGAACAAGCAGUGAUGUGGAUUGCACGCCUACCAGGCAUUUUUCACAAAAUCUGGAUUUUAAAUUAAUUUUUACAAUGUACUGCAGAAACGGUUAGCUUAACUGCUUUGUGCUGCUUAAUUUCAUUGUGUUUCUGCUUAUAUUUAUGGUUAUCCAAACAUUUAGGCUGAUAAUUCUGCUUCUGAAAAGUCUAGGCUUUUAAAAAUUGGAGGGGAAAGGGUUAGAAAUAGCUUACUUUAGAAUUUUGCAUUUUUUAAAAAAAAACCCACUUAAAGCAGUUCAAAAAUUUCAACAUUUUGUGUAUACCCUCCAUGAGAAGUCUUCCCCUUACAAAGUACUCAUCUUCAAAGGAGACAAAGCAUAUAUAUUUUAAAGCAUUUGUGUGUGCCAUAUAUAAACACAGAGUUUAUGUAGCUCAUACCACUACUCUGCAUGUCAGUUUAAUUUCACGUAUUUCAUGUUUUCAGAUUUGUUAUGGCUAUACUAAUUCUGCUGUGUGGAGUGCAAAAUAAUGUUCUGUACUUAGAUAGCUUUUAGCUAAACUCAGCCAGAAACAGAAGCAUUACACUGGUUGGUCUGUUUUAUAAGACCUCUGUGCAUUUGCAGUCUUCUCCUGCCCCCUAAAGGCUAUUUUCUUUGUCUCUGGCUGACAUUCUUUCACAAUCAAUACAUCCCUUGCUCCUCUCCCUCUGUGUGCUUGUGCUGAACCUUAAUGCUGUCUCCCAGGUGUUUUAUUUAUCUACUGCACCAUGCGACUGACACGCCAAGCCAAUACCUGGCCUCACUUCAAUCGGUCUAAGUGAUGCAAGAGCCAAUAUUACCGAAAGCCCAAGUCUUCAAUAGAACGUGGCAUUACACUGACAGAUGUGCAUUUUUCCUGGGUGUCUGUGAAGAAUGGGCAGCGGAUGAUCCCCUUGUCCUAGGGGAGAAGAUCUGCUUGCACUUUCAUUCAUCAAGGUCCUCUUGCAACGGUGCAGAAGGUGUGUGCAGAGUUAUCUUGGCUGUCACAUGCCAGACCUUCGCCUGUCAAGCAGUUUGACAGAAGCAUGGCAGGAACUGCGCUGCACAUUCAGUAUACAAUUGCUCAUUGUUGGUAACUAAACUUUAUAGAGUCCUUUGGCACGUCCCUCACCCAUAAGCCAUCCUUUUUAGUUUUGGGUUGUUUUUUUAAUCUACACUAUGAUGCAAUAUCUACAUUUGAAAAUUAAAAUAUUGCUCUUGUGUGCAUGGCCCUGUCUCUGUAGGCACACAACCUGUUAAUUUUAUUGAUGUGUUGUACCAUCUUUUUCUUAAAGAGCUCAAGCGGGGCAUCCAUGUUUCUCCUCUUUUAUUUUCCCCACGGUCCUUUGAGGUUCGGGUAGGCUGGGAAAUAGUGACUGGCCCACGUCUCCUAAUGAGCACUAAGGCUGAGUGGGAAUCUGAAUCCAGGUUUUCCUGGAUUCACCCUCCCAUCAGAUGUCAAGGAGAUAAGUAACUAUGCAACCUUUAGAAAACAGCGGAAGGCAGCCCUAUAUAGGGAAGUUUUUAAUGUUUAAUAUUUUAUUAUGGUUUUUGUAUAUGCUGGCAGCUGCCCAGAGUGGCUGGGGCAACCCAAUCAGAUGGGUGCGGUACAAAUAAUAGCAAUUAUUAUUAUUGUUAUUGUUAUUAUUAUUAUUAUUAUUAUUAUUCAUGGUCUUGCAGUUUACCUUUCACAAAAGUAGGCUGCUCUUCUCUCCCCCCGCCCAGAUCCAUAUGUCACUUUAACAUACAAUUUACCCCUGCACAUUAAAGUAUUUCAGUUAUGUACAUUGCAGUUUCUUCAUGACUAAAAACCCCGUGCAACCUGUAAUCUAUGGUAGUAGAAUUGUUGGUUUAUUUAUUUAUUUUUUAAAAAGGCUGCAGCUGAUCUAUCACUCUAGUAGCAGCAGCAGAAGGCUCAGGCCACAUUGCGACACAUAAAAAGUCCUCCAAUCUAAGACACAGUGUGUCAGUACUGAUGACCUGUUAGGUAGAAGCAAGAUCAUUAAAUCCCUCUGACCUAUCUGCCAAGCAGGUGAUGAGUGCUGCACUCAUAGGCUUGGGUGUUAGAUACAGGCUUGGGCAUUUAAACUGUGCACAGCAGUCUUCUCUGUAUACAGACACCAUCCUGGAAACCGUUAUUAUUAUUAAUUUAUAUACCGCUUAAAGGCAAAAAUGUGGGUGAAAAUGUGGCUUUUCUCUGUGUGUCCUUGCUAGAUGCAAACACAUUAUUUGAUUCUGUGAAUGUUUAGAGGGUUUAUGGAAUAAAAACUUAAGCCCUGGUUGUUUGAGAAGCUGCAGUCUUGCAUUCUGUCCUAUUCAGCCACUAAGGAAGAGUUACUUCUGGUGGAUCCACAAAGCCCAAGGUUCAUCUGACAGCCAAGGCUGUUUGUCUAGAGGGCAUUCAGUGCAAUGACACAUACUCCUCCUGAUAAACAGCAUAUGCUAAUCAUUUGUUGCUUUUGGUGCAUGUAAAAAAUGCUUUAUGCAAGCAAGCUAUAUCGCCUUUUCUUCUAAUUUUUCUUCUAAUUUUGUAGGUCUUAGGGAAAGUAACAGGAAACUAUAUUUUUAGCAUAUCUAAUCUGCUGUUUCUUAUUGUGCCACUGUUUAAACUUAAAAAUACGUUCCAAACUCCAGUUCAUACCUUGACAUGGCAAGGGAGUACUGAAACAGUGUGACAGAGUAGCAGGAAGGCCUUCCUUUGAGUUUGGUUCUCCGUGUGAAUGCUCAAAGAAAGUUAGUUGGUGGCAUUUUUCUUUCUCCAAAAUAGUAGGUAAGAGAUCCUGCUGACUUGUAAGGAUGACCAGCUCACAAGACCUUUAUCCCACAUUUUGGAGGCAGAGAAAUGCCACCAACUACCAUCCUUUGGCAUUCACAUAGAAGGCCUGGCUCAUACUGAAUGCUAUCUGCCAUACAUAAGGAAUUCCCCCUAAAUGUAUGAACGAGGCUAGGAUUCUUUAUACAUCUGGCUGAGACAUGUGAAAUGCCACGUAACUCAGCUCCUGGCACAGCCUUCUGCCCAUGCGCUCAACUUAAUUGAAUGUUACUGUGAUUUGUAAACCACUUUGAGUUUUUAUUACAAUCUAUCAGUAUAUAAACAUCGUGAAAUAAAUUUGUCACCAUGGAUGGCAGCAGUCCCCAUUUUAUAUUUGUGUACCCCAAAGUUUGCUUCCUCAUUUCUUUAUCAUCUUCAUCUGUCAGUAUCAUCUAUUUUGUGUGUCUUGCAAAACACAUUUUGCAAACCUGUAUUUUAAUAGGUAUUACCAGUUUCUUUAAAUAUACUGAAGCAUGAUACAUAUACAAAGAACUUGAAUCAUCUGGUUAUGUUAACAAAAAGAAAUCUGUAGUACACUGAUGAGAUCAGGAAGUAGCUUUUGCUCUAGAACAGUGGUUGCCAAUUGGUGGUCUCCGGACCCCCAAGGGUUUGUGGCACCAUUUGCAUAACAAAAACUACCUUAGAGAUAUACAACUUUUCAAAACCAGAGGGUCCAUGGCUUGGAGUUUUGAAAAACAGGGCUCUGCAGUACUUAGCAAAUUUGGAUCCAGUGUUCUAGAACAUCCAGCCUAUGACUGACUCACCACAUGACUGCGAGGGUGAGGAGAAAAGGUCUUAGCAGGGCAUUUCACCCCAUAAUCUUUAAGGCACAUAGUAUUCGCCUGAAAGAGGCUUAACAAUUCUAAUUCGUUUGGGAAUUAAAAUGUGAUUUGUUAAUCAAAAAGCUUUAGAUGCUGCAGACAAAACUGCAGAUACUGAAAAACAGCCAGUUGUUUAGCUGCGCUAAAUAAACUAUUUCCUAUUUAAUGAUUUGUUUCUUCUGCAGGACCAGUAUUGCUACAGCAGAAAGAUUCUGAGGGAAACCUGCCACUGGAUAUCAUAAAGUGUGAAACAACUAAGCAGCAACUUUUGCAUCUUGUUAAUCCAGAAGAGAAAGUUGAGGAAUUCCAUGCACAAGUGGAAAGCAAUUUUCAUAAAACACAGACAGAAUUUUGGACGGUCUUAUAUUGCAAGAUGUUGCUAAACUUUUGUUCUGUAUAUAAGCUAUUUAAGCCUUUUUCUGUAGCCUUUAAAAAGCUAGCCUGCUCCAAACCGUUGCUGAUGACAGCUGAUUGUUGCAAGCUUAAUGCUAGCUCUAGCCAUUGGUUCCUAGAUCUUUAUUUUAGAGAGCUUGAAACCUUUCGACAUCUCCCAGUGUAUCUUCAGAAGAUGAUUGAGGAGCUUAAAAAGGGCACAGGUGAACAGCAGCAAGCUUUUGCAGCAACACUACAGCAAAUUUCAGUGGAAAUCCAAAUGUCUAACUGUUAUUUGGCCAACUAGCUUCCAAACUAGGACUGCUUGCCAAAAGCUGAUAGUCUUAACCCUGGGGUAGCUAAUGUGUCCUUGGAUUCCAGCUCCCAUCAGCUCCAUCCAGCAUGACCAAUGAUAAGAGAUGAUGGGAGUUGUUGUCUUGGCAGCAUCUGGCAGGACCUCAUUGAUCCUGGUCUAACAUGUUUAUCAUCUUCAACAUAUAAGCAUAAUACCCUUGCCUGGUUGACCUACUGAUCCCCACAAGGGAACUAAGACUGUAUUUGCCUGAUUUAGCCGUAACACAAAACUGGCUUCCUACUACAAUGCGAACAAGCUGUACAGAAUAUCAGGUUUGCACACUUUCCUUUCCCAGAAGAGAAAACCAGAAUCGUCUGUUCCCAGUUUUGCAUUAACCACAUUUUCCCUUGUACUGUUUGAACUCGGGAAACUUACUUGAUUCUAUCUUGUUCCCACUAAUUAAUUAAGCAAGCUGUUUUCUCACAUGCUGGCUUGUCCUCACCAACUAGUUCGUAAACAAACUACUCUCCAGGCUCAGACGUCAUAGGAAACUGAAAGUGGAUGCUUCUUACUUGGGCACUACAGCACAUUCCCAUACUGGGAAACUGGUUUCCCACCACCUGUGAAACAGCCCAUAGUCUCUUAAAAUGAGGGGUGGUGAGCUCUAGCAACUAUCGUGGCACCAACUCAGGGGAUCCUUUUACUCCAUCCUAUCAAGCGACACUUCAUUUUGUUGGCUACCUCAUUUUGUUGUCUGCAAUCACUAAUCCUGUAUAAUAUUUUUGUUAAUAAAAUUGUUUUUGUAAUGUGAUCAAUAUUUGAAUAGAGUAAUGUAUACUUGGUUCAUUUACUUUUAGGAGGCAAUAUACUACCACAAUCACACACUGCAUUCUCAAUUUAUUUGAGAAUGAAUAAAGAUGCUCUUGAUCCUAAUACUGUCAUUCUCAAAUUAUGAGGCAGCCCACCUUGGGUGGUGUGGGGGAAUUUGGAAGAUUUAAGGCCACUCUAAAAUUGGGCUUGUUGGGCAUGUUAAUUAUCUUGUGUAGGAGGCAACUGUAUCUAGGGGAAGUUGAAGUUUCCAUAAAACAUGCCCUAAGAUUGCACUCUUAUUAAAGCUUUAUAAAUGUAAUUUGGAACCAAAAACCAUUAAAUAAAUUAAAAUGGUUGAAGCAUAGCUUCAUUAUGUAUGUUCAUUAAACAAACAUUUUGUAAUUUG
This is a messenger RNA of Podarcis lilfordi (Lilford's wall lizard), 32065 nucleotides long. Lineage: Eukaryota; Metazoa; Chordata; Lepidosauria; Squamata; Lacertidae. The record is from the annotation of a GenBank genome assembly.